AUGAGCUCUCAUCAAAUCCUCCAAUUUCGCUCUGACCCAUUUGUGCUGUCACACUGUUGCCGCCAUACACACCUCACCAGCUCUCUAACGCUUCAAUCUCCUCUAAAGCAGCCUUUUUCCGGUCUUCGUUUCCGGUGGCGUCGCUCUAAUCACGGCGGAGUCAGGAGCUCAACGACGGAGGCUCAGAGUAACAAUGGGAACCGAAAAGAAGAAGCUUUGGUGUCGGAAACAGCGACGACGACGAUUGAAUUGAAAAGGGUCUAUCCAUUUCACGAAAUUGAGCCCAAGUGGCAGCGUUAUUGGGAAGAUAACCGAACUUUUCGGACACCAGACGAUGUCGAUACUUCGAAACCUAAGUUCUACGUCCUCGACAUGUUUCCAUAUCCAAGUGGAGCAGGAUUACAUGUGGGACAUCCAUUGGGUUAUACAGCAACUGAUAUUUUAGCGAGGCUUAGGCGAAUGCAAGGUUAUAAUGUUUUGCAUCCUAUGGGAUGGGAUGCUUUUGGAUUGCCUGCAGAACAAUAUGCUAUUGAGACAGGAACCCAUCCGAAAACUACGACAUUGAAGAACAUUGACCGCUUUCGUUUACAGCUCAAAUCACUGGGCUUCUCAUACGAUUGGGACCGUGAGCUUUCUACAACAGAGCCAGACUAUUAUAAAUGGACACAAUGGAUCUUUCUUCAGCUUUAUAAGAGAGGUUUGGCAUAUCAGGCUGAAGUACCCGUCAAUUGGUGCCCAGCUCUUGGUACUGUUUUGGCCAAUGAGGAAGUGGUGGAUGGUGUUAGUGAGCGUGGUGGCCACCCGGUUAUAAGAAAGCCGAUGAGGCAAUGGAUGCUGAAGAUUACUGCGUACGCUGAUCGUCUUCUGGAAGAUUUAGACGAACUUGAGUGGCCUGAAAGUAUAAAGGAAAUGCAAAGAAACUGGAUAGGAAGAUCCGAAGGAGCUGAAUUGAACUUUUCAAUUCUUGAUGGCGAAGGCCGAGAAACCGACAAAAAGAUUACAGUUUACACCACGAGGCCAGAUACACUUUUUGGAGCAACUUACAUGGUUGUGGCACCAGAGCAUCAUUUGUUGUCGUACUUUGUAACCGCAGAACAGAAACAGCAAGUUGAGGAAUACAAAGAUUUCGCUUCGAGAAAAAGUGAUCUUGAGAGAACAGAACUUCAGAAGGACAAGACGGGCGUAUUCACUGGAUGUUAUGCGAAAAAUCCAGCUAAUGGUGAUGCUAUUCCCAUAUGGGUAGCUGACUAUGUUCUAGCAAGUUAUGGAACUGGAGCAAUCAUGGCAGUCCCAGCUCAUGAUACUCGGGACAAUGAGUUCGCGUUGAAGUAUAACAUCCCGGUCAAGUGGGUAGUGAAAAAUGAGGCAAAUUUAAGUGAUGAUGCCAAGCAGGUUUAUCCUGGAUUGGGCAUAAUUGAAAAUUCAUCAAGUUCAGAGACAGGACUUGACAUAAAUCAACUAUCUAGCAAAGAAGCUGGUUUAAAAGUUAUUGAAUGGUCUGAGAGAACCGGCAAUGGAAAGAAAAAGGUAAAUUACAAGUUGAGGGAUUGGCUAUUUGCACGGCAGCGUUACUGGGGUGAACCUAUCCCGAUUUUAAUUUUGGAUGAGUCUGGUGAAACUAUUGCUGUUUCAGAAUCUGAACUGCCACUCACUUUGCCUGAGUUAAAUGAUUUUACGCCCACUGGAACCGGGGAACCACCACUGUCAAAAGCAGUUUCAUGGGUGAACACCGUAGAUCCCUCAACAGGAAAACCUGCCAAAAGAGAAACAAGCACUAUGCCACAAUGGGCUGGGUCUUGCUGGUACUAUCUGAGAUUCAUGGACCCGAAAAACCCUGAAGCAUUAGUUGACAAGGAAAAAGAAAAAUACUGGAGCCCAGUAGAUGUAUAUGUUGGUGGUGCUGAACAUGCUGUUUUACAUUUACUAUACUCGAGGUUUUGGCACAAGGUACUUUAUGACAUUGGUGUUGUCUCUACGAAAGAACCAUUCAAAUGUGUCAUAAAUCAAGGAAUCAUCCUUGGGGAAGUCCAAUAUACAGCUUGGAAAGAUCAAGAAGGAAUUUAUGUAUCUGCAGAUACUGAAGAACGGUUAAAUGAACAUCAGCAAGUGACUAUCCCGGAAGAAAAAGUUAUGAAGUCCGGAGAUCAUUUUGUUCUGAAGGAAGAUCCUAGCAUUCGUUUGAUUCCACGCGUUUAUAAAAUGAGCAAAAGUAGAGGAAAUGUCGUAAAUCCUGAUGAUGUUGUGUUAGAGCAUGGUGCAGAUUCUCUGCGUUUGUAUGAGAUGUUCAUGGGACCAUUUAGGGACUCAAAAACUUGGAACACGAGUGGGAUUGAAGGUGUGCAUCGUUUCUUGGCAAGAACAUGGAGACUAGUCAUCGGUUUGCCUCAAUCCGACGGUUCUUUCAAAGAUGGAACCAUAGUGACUGAUGAUGAACCAACCCUUGAACAGCUCCGAACUCUUCAUAAAUGCAUAGCUAAGGUGACAGAGGAAAUUGAGAGUACACGAUUCAACACGGGAAUUUCAGGGAUGAUGGAGUUGGUUAAUGCAGCAUAUAAGUGGAAUAAUCAACCUAGAAGAAUCAUUGAGCCUUUUGUUCUUUUGCUCUCACCUUAUGCGCCUCACAUGGCUGAAGAGCUUUGGUCGCGGUUAGGCCAUCCGAAUUCUCUGGCCUAUGAAAGCUUCCCUAAGGCAAACCCGGAUUACUUAAAGAACACAACUAUUGUUCUUCCAGUUCAGAUAAACGGCAAAACAAGAGGCACCAUAGAGGUUGAAGAAGGAUGUUCUGAAGAUGAUGCUUUUGUUCUAGCUUCACAGGACGAGAAACUCAGGAAAUAUCUAGAUGGACAAUCUAUCAAGAAGCGAAUCUAUGUGCCUGGGAAGAUCCUCAACGUUAUCCUAGACCGGACUAAUGUCAAGGUCGCUACAAAGUAG
Arabidopsis lyrata subsp. lyrata is the source of this 2931-nucleotide messenger RNA. Its product is annotated as leucine--tRNA ligase, chloroplastic/mitochondrial. Gene Ontology annotation, biological process: leucyl-tRNA aminoacylation. The coding region runs from base 1 to 2931 and encodes 976 amino acids. Gene Ontology annotation, cellular component: cytosol. The transcript is spliced from 20 exons. The record is from RefSeq and is a predicted model, not a curated record. NCBI's taxonomy places the organism in Eukaryota, Viridiplantae, Streptophyta, Magnoliopsida, Brassicales, Brassicaceae. Gene Ontology annotation, molecular function: aminoacyl-tRNA deacylase activity; ATP binding; leucine-tRNA ligase activity.